AUCGGAGUUUCGGACUUCACGGUUGCAGCCUUGCAGGCGCGGUGGGGGAGCGGUCGCCUUCGCUAGUUCUCUUUGCUUCGACAUUCCACCGCUGCGACCCUCCCCCGGAAAUUAAUUUACUUGUAUUAUUAUUAGAAUAUAAUAUAGAUCUCUGGCUUCCAGUUCUGCCCUCAUCCGUCUGCUUAAUUCCUCUCCCCUGUCUUCUUCUACCGCCCCUAUCUCUUCAUAUAAGAGAGAGUGAACUUUCUCUUCUCUCUCGCGCUCCCUCUCAGAGUUCAGACAACACAAAACUUUGGCCUUAUUUUUCAUGGCGGAUUGUUAAGAUUAAUUACUUGUUUUGCGAGCUUGUAUCGAGUUGAAGUAUGCCUGAAUUUGUCAUGGAUGGAAUCAAUGGAGAGGGUACUGAGAGUGAAGUAAAUGGCAAGUCAUCACCUAUUAAGGAAAAUUUAACUGUGAAUCGGUCCCCGAGGAGUACAUUGAGUCCCCAAAGCCCCCAGAGUGCUCUUGAUAUGCCUUUGGAUGGCAUGGUCGACACCUCCAUCGAGCAGCUUUAUGAGAAUGUCUAUGAGAUGCAGAGUUCUGACCAGUCACCAUCCAGAAUUAGCUAUGGAUCUGAUGGUGAAGAAUCAAGGAUUGAUUCUGAGUUACGCCACCUUGUUGGGGGAGAGAUGAGGGAGGUGGAGAUAGUGCAAGAGGAGGUGGUGGAGAAGCCAGAAGUGAACAGUAGAAGUGGUUCAAUUUCUAAGCAAGAAAAUGGUACAGAUAAGAAGUCCAGGCAUACUGAUAAUACUCAAUCUACCAGUGCAAAGUCCACUUCUUCAAUAAAAUCAAAGAGACCUUCUCGAUUGCAGGUAGACUCUGAGGUUUCAACAAAAACAAGUCCUAGGACACACGGUAAACCUCCUCUUGAUAGACUAGGUGAUAAUAAUUCAAUAAAACCAAAUACUGGAGUUUCCCCUGUAAAGAAACCAAGAAAUUUUGGUCUAGGAAGGACAACACUACAGAACGGAACCGAGGAUCCAUCAGAGGCAGGUGUAGACAACCAAAACCAUGGGCCUUUUCUACUUAAACAAGCGAGAGACUUGAUUUCUUCUGGUAGUAAUCCCCACAAAGCUCUUCAAUUUUCUCUUCGAGCUGCAAAAUCAUUUGAAAGAUGUGCGAAUGGGAAACCCAGUUUAGAUUUGGUCAUGAGUUUGCAUGUUAUAGCAGCAAUAUACUGCAACUUAGGCCAGUAUGCUCAGGCCAUUCCUGUGCUUGAGCGCUCAAUUGAGAUUCCAAUUGUGGAAGAAGACCAAGAUCAUGCUCUUGCUAAAUUUGCUGGACACAUGCAGUUGGGUGAUACAUAUGCAAUGUUAGGUCAGCUUGAGAAUUCCGUAGUAUACUACACAGUGGGUUUGGAGGUCCAGAAACAAGCAUUAGGGGAAAUGGACCCAAGAGUUGGUGAGACUUGUCGCUACUUGGCUGAAGCUCAUGUUCAGGCAUUGCAGUUUGAUGAGGCUGAGAAGCUCUGUAAGAUGGCUCUUGACAUCCAUAAAGAGAACGGUGCACCUGCUUCGCUGGAAGAAGCGGCAGACAGAAGGCUGAUGGGUCUUAUCUGUGAGACAAAGGGAGACCAUGAAGCAGCUCUUGAGCAUCUUGUUUUAGCUAGCAUGACCAUGGUGGCCAAUGGCCAAGAAACAGAGGUGGCUUUUGUUGAUUGCAGUAUUGGAGAUACUUACUUAUCAUUGGCUCGGUAUGACGAGGCUGAUUUUGCUUAUCAAAAAGCACUGACAGUGUUCAAGUCCAGCAAAGGGGAGAACCAUCCAAGUGUUGCUUAUGUCUUUGUCCGUCUUGCUAAUUUAUAUAACAAGACCGGGAAAAUCAGAGAGUCCAAGUCUUAUUGUGAAAAUGCCCUAAGGAUAUAUGAGAAGCCCAUUCCAGGUAUACCUCCGGAGGAGAUUGCUAGUGGUCUUACUGAUGUCUCGGCUAUCUAUGAAUCUAUGAAUGAACUCGAGCAGGCACUGAAGUUGCUUCAGAAAGCUUUAACGAUAUAUGACAAUGCUCCUGGUCAGCAGAACACCAUUGCAGGUAUCGAGGCCCAGGUGGGAGUCAUGUACUACAUGAUGGGGAACUACAAUGACUCGUAUAUUUCUUUCAGUAAUGCUAUAACAAAGCUUCGGGCAAGUGGGGAGAAGAAAUCUGCUUUCUUUGGGAUUGCUCUGAAUCAAAUGGGACUUGCUUGUGUUCAACGUUAUGCAAUAAAUGAGGCUGCGGAUCUAUUUGAAGAAGCAAGGAAUAUUCUGGAGCAAGAAUAUGGACCAUAUCAUCCUGAUACAUUAGGAGUUUAUAGCAACCUUGCUGGUACUUAUGAUGCAAUGGGCAGGUUGGAUGAUGCCAUUGAGAUUUUAGAAUAUGUUGUUGGGAUGAGAGAGGAGAAGCUAGGGACAGCAAAUCCUGAUGUGGAUGAUGAGAAGAGGAGGUUGGCUGAAUUAUUGAAGGAAGCAGGUAGGGUGCGGAACAGGAAAGUGAGAUCACUAGAAACCCUUCUUGAUACCAAUACUCAUUCUGUAAAAGAAGAUGCCUUAAGAGUAUAAUUAUUCUGGUGAUGCAUGAAAGCAUUUGUGUAAAAUAGCAUAGUUAAAGGAAAAGAUUAGCUGAUGGGUGUAUUAAUUAGAUUCUUGUUGGAAGGGUUGAAAGAAAUAACAAAGGGAGGAACUUUUGAUUGCAAUGAUUGAUUAUAUUAUUCUUUUCGUUGGUUAAGGGGGUCGGUGGUUGUAUUUGUCUUUUAUUAUUUUAGGAAUUGAUGAAAUUCCUAUGGUGACUUUCUGAUUUUUGUAUUCUAUUGUUUAAAGAAUGAAUGAAAUCUCUCUCUCUCACA
This is a messenger RNA of Nelumbo nucifera (sacred lotus), 2857 nucleotides long. It is a transcript of the gene KLCR2, whose product is annotated as Tetratricopeptide repeat (TPR)-like superfamily protein. Gene Ontology annotation, molecular function: protein binding. The record is from RefSeq and is a predicted model, not a curated record. NCBI's taxonomy places the organism in Eukaryota, Viridiplantae, Streptophyta, Magnoliopsida, Proteales, Nelumbonaceae.